Alternaria burnsii is the source of this 927-nucleotide messenger RNA. Its product is annotated as mitochondrial carrier. The transcript has 2 exons. The record is from RefSeq and is a predicted model, not a curated record. NCBI's taxonomy places the organism in Eukaryota, Fungi, Ascomycota, Dothideomycetes, Pleosporales, Pleosporaceae. Gene Ontology annotation, molecular function: S-adenosyl-L-methionine transmembrane transporter activity. Gene Ontology annotation, cellular component: mitochondrial inner membrane. Bases 1 to 927 code for a protein of 308 amino acids. Gene Ontology annotation, biological process: transmembrane transport.
AUGCUGCACGCGCUCGACUCCAAGUCAGCACCACCACCACAAGCAUGGGUUGAGUCGCCAUACUUGCGGUCGCUCAUUGCCGGCGGCAUGGCAGGCACGACAGUAGACCUCUCUCUCUACCCUCUUGACACGCUUAAAACCCGCCUCCAAUCUGCAUCCGGUUUCGCUGCAGCCGGCGGCUUCAAUGGCAUAUACCGGGGCGUAGGCAGCGCAAUCGUCGGUUCCGCUCCCGGUGCCGCCCUCUUCUUCAUAACAUACGACACGAUAAAACGAUCAUUCUCCCAAAAUGUACCGGCUACGAUCAAGUACAAUGCGGAGGGAAAACCGUACAAGGAGGACGUAAGAGAUGGCGGGACAGAGGCUCUGGUACACAUGCUAGCAGCCAGUGCGGGAGAGGUCGCGGCGUGUGCUGUACGUGUACCAACAGAAGUUAUCAAGCAGAGGGCGCAGGCGAGUCAGCAUCCGAGUUCACGGGAGGCACUCGCGUUUGUGCUCAGGCAGCGGCAUACCAAGGGGUUGGCGCAUGUGUGGAUGGAAUUGUAUCGCGGGUGGUCGAUAACGAUCAUCCGUGAGGUGCCUUUCACGGUCAUCCAAUUCCCGCUCUGGGAGGCGUUGAAGAAGUGGCGCAUGGCGAGGACGGGGAGGACCGAGGUUAGUGGAUGGGAAGGCGGAUUGUUGGGUAGUGUGGCGGGCGCUGUGGCUGCGGGCGUUACGACGCCGUUGGAUGUGUUGAAAACGAGAAUGAUGCUUGCCAGGGAGAAACAGCCUAUGCUUACUAUGCUGUCAACUAUCAUGAGGGAAUCGGGUCCAAGGGCUUUCUUUGCAGGCCUGGGCCCGCGCGUUGGCUGGAUCAGUCUGGGUGGUGCCAUCUUCCUUGGCUCAUACCAAUGGGCGAGUAAUGCCUUGGGUGGUGUAGGCGAACACUGA